This is a messenger RNA of Syzygium oleosum, 899 nucleotides long. Its product is annotated as anaphase-promoting complex subunit 11-like. The record is from RefSeq and is a predicted model, not a curated record. NCBI's taxonomy places the organism in Eukaryota, Viridiplantae, Streptophyta, Magnoliopsida, Myrtales, Myrtaceae. The transcript is spliced from 4 exons. Gene Ontology annotation, cellular component: nucleus; anaphase-promoting complex. Bases 1 to 450 code for a protein of 149 amino acids. Gene Ontology annotation, biological process: anaphase-promoting complex-dependent catabolic process; positive regulation of mitotic metaphase/anaphase transition; protein ubiquitination. Gene Ontology annotation, molecular function: zinc ion binding; ubiquitin protein ligase activity; cullin family protein binding.
AUGGGGGAUUUUCCUGAGGCAAAGUGGGAAAACGAGGAUGAAAGUCAAGCUCUUGAGUAUCCUUCGCACGAUGCCUGGCUGCGCUUCUUGCUGUCCAAUAUAUUCAUAGACUGGCCAGUUAAUUUGUUUGUUUUACAUAAUCAAAUGAAUAAACAGUCCAGUAAUGAGAGCUAUGGGCUGCGGAACCCUAAAUCUUCUGUUUAUCUGAACCACAGAUGGCAUGCUGUCGCUUCAUGGACUUGGGAUGCCCAGGAUGAAACGUGUGGAAUUUGUAGGAUGGCCUUUGAUGGCUGUUGUCCCGACUGUAAACUCCCUGGGGAUGAUUGUCCACUGAUAUGGGGUGCAUGCAAUCAUGCUUUCCAUCUUCAUUGCAUCUUGAAGUGGGUGAACUCGCAGACUUCUCAAGCACACUGCCCCAUGUGUCGGAGGGAAUGGCAAUUUAAAGAAUGAUGAGUCAAAACUCACAAAUUCUCCCAUCUUCAUUGCAUCUUGAAAUGGGUGAACUCGCAGACUUCUCAAGCACAUUGCCCCAUGAGUUAGGAGGAAUGGCAAUUUAAAGGAUUACAAGCCAAAGUGUAUGAUAUCCUCCCAACUCGUCCUUCUUUGCGCUAGAGUGUUUUUUAAUGCACCGACAGGUAUAUGCAAUUGAUUUGUGAGGAAUGAUGUCACUUUGGAGGAAUGUUCUUAUGAAUGGCCAACAUUAGUUGGUGUUUGGCCCUACCCACUAUGUAAUAGCCUUAUUGUCACGCAUGUCUGAUUUAUAAGUGGGGUAAUGUAAUCUUUACAUAUGCAUGAAUUCAAGGGAUUAUCAUGAUACACAGUAGUCCUUAAGUACUGUCUAAAGAUUGCAAAUUUGCAUGUUAUUUAUGCCUUGCAUUAAACUACAGCUGUUCUGGUAA